UCCAGCAUGUGUAUUUCCUUGAAAGUAGGUUAAAGCAUACUGUAGGCUACACCGGACACGUACUGGGCUCACUCAAACUUCGCGACAAUGCUUAUUAUUAUCACAAAGUUGAGUGGAUCAUUGCAGCAUGCUCAGGAAAGUGGGUUAAUCUACAAAUAACUCGUCUGUGUGUGCACAUGUUUGCUUAGAUCAUGGAUUGGCAUUGACCAUGGCAGGUUAACCCAGAUGAUAAAUAGAUUAAAUGUCUUUAUAUUAUGGCUCCUCAGCAGAUAUGCAGCACAGUAUCUGGACUGAUCAUUACCCUGAGAAAACAUCACAUCAAGCUGAGUGUGACAGUUUUGUAAGGCCUAUCCCUAGCAAAACAGAGAGAAUAAAAGGACUCAACAGCUACAGGACACCAGGAGUGCCUGUUACUUGUGCUAAUCUACCCGUGCGAAGUGUCUGAAAGCCCUGAGGAUCAUCGAGUUAUCUCUGGUCAUGUUAAGAAAAAUGCUCAAGUGGAUGAUUUCUACACUCAUGGGACUGACCAGAGAUCUACCUGCCCAGGUUGUGUCUCUACAGUGGUGAAGAAAAUGUAUGAGUCCUCAAGGGGAUCACCAAUCUGAAAUGGGGGUGAUAGCAGCACCCAGCAAAUCCAUAUCUGCCUUUGAACCAGAGACCAACUCUGGAAAAGAUGCUGAGGCAGUCCAUCCCCGACCAUCAUACUCUCGAUCGAGCUCUGGUUCCAAAGAAAGGCCCAGCAACAAUGGAUGGGGUAACUGGGUACAAGAGAGGUGCAAAAUGGAACAUUGCUACCUACAGAAGAGAUGAAGAGGCCCCAAAUCUUAAAUUAACCGUGGCUCAAAGUCAGGAGUUGAAAGGCCUCCCACUUCCCGUUACCCAGCGACUUCCUGUUACCCAGUGUGUGAGUGAACUUGCAGCUCGUCAACAAAUUAAAAUGACCUUUUACAGAAGAAGAGGGGCUGGGAUGGAGCAUGUGACAUAUACUGUGUUUCUUCAGUUCUUAAUCAUCACUGCACGAAUUCAAGACUCUAAUGGAAGCUGUUCAGCCUGCAAUGACGACGGAUGUGCAAAAGUGCAGACAAUAUAUGGAUCGAAUGACACCAUAGUGUAUCAGAGAAGUAACCCCAUCGAAAACCUCACAAGUUGUUCCACCACCUCUGCACCACCUCCUCAGAGUCAGAGUUGUGUUUUGUGUCUUGCUGAUAUCAGAGAUAUAACCCUCUUUUGCUCAGACAGCUGGGAAGCAGCUGGGCCGCUCGACUGGGAGGUUGAUGGCAUCCGAUUGAAAAACAUCUUUAUGGUUGACUGCCCAGCCAUGAAGACUGAUCGUGUAACAGGCUCCACCAUGGCCAUCUCUGUCCAGUGUCCUGUCAAGAGGUACGUGGUCAUCCUGUUCCAGCCGGUCACGCUCACCUGCAACUUCCAGACAUCUUCCACGCAGCCGCCCGUCAUCACUUGGAGGUACAAGUCCUACUGCAGGGACCCCAUCCAGGCAGCCCUGAACCCCAGCAGCGCUGACAACAUCCUGUCCCAGAACAACCCUAACUACAACGCCAACAUUGAGUGUGCCGACAACAUGCGGACAGUGCGCAUCGUGGCCUCCAAGCAGGGCAGUGCUGUCACUCUGGGCGAGGAGUACCAGGGGCGAAAAGUCAGCAUCUUGAACAACGCAGACCUGAACCUUGCCCAGACGGCGUGGGGAGACAGCGGCGUGUACGUGUGCUCUGUGGUGUCUUCUCAGGACCUGACAGGGAACAGCGAGGACUACACUGAGCUCAUAGUGCUGGACUGGUUGUUGGUAGUACUGGUAGUGUUUGGCUUCCUGCUGCUGUUGCUCCUCAUAGCAAUCUGUUGGUGCCAGUGCUGCCCCCACACCUGCUGCUGCUACAUCCGCUGCCCCUGCUGCCCAGAGAAAUGCUGCUGCCCUCGGGCAUUGUACGAAGCAGGCAAGGCGGUGAAGUCAGGCAUCCCCAGCAACUACGCCCCCACGCUCUACGCUCCCAGCAUGUACGCCCAGCCACCCUACGGAGGGGUCCUGCAACAGCCCGGCAUACCCAUGCUGCCCUUACCCCAGGGAAUGGGCGGCCCCCCACUACACCCCAACGGCUACGGACGGGACUACGACGGAGCCAGCUCGGUUGGACAUGGCUCCCAGGUGCCUUUGCUGCAUGACCAGGACAGUGGCGCAGGAGACCAAACUCGGAGUGGCUACCGUAUCCAGGUGGACCCAGAUGGGAAUGCAACGCGGGCCAUCUACUACAUGGAGAGACAGCUAGCCAACCUGGACCCCACCCGGUCUGGUGACGCCGCUGGGAAUUACAACCGCUGUGAUGGAUGGGGGAUGAGCGAGGAGGUGAGCUCCUUACACGAUGACCCACGGGGCCGUGGCGGUGGACGCUCCCAGGCCCCGCCCCUCGCCACCGUGUACGACCAGGACGAGGCCAUGAGCACCAUCAGCAGCGUGUCCAUGCACGGCCAGCGGGGGCGUGACGACUACCCGCGGCGAGGAGGUGGGCCCUCCCCCCACCUGGGGGCCCACGGGCGUGCCCGCUCCAUGGACAACCUUGAUGACAUCGCCCGCCGAGACCGCUACCCCAGAGACCCCCGGGAUCCCCGCGACGACUACCCUCCCCACCGCCACGACGGAGGACGAGCCAGAGAAAGGAGAGGCUCGGAUGAUGACUUUAGCAGCCGCGGUGGCUAUGACCGCGGCCGUGACUUUGACAACCGCAGACGGCGUGAGCCCUCCCCUGACGACCGUCGCCGCGGAGGCAGCCCGGUCAGUGGUCUCCAGGGGAGACGCAGCCGUAGCCGUGACGACCUGAUGGACAUCGAACGUGAUCGGGAGCGCGGUGGCGGCCGUGGUGGUGGGCGGGAUGCCUACGAUGAUAGCUUUCUGCGGGAAGCCAUGGAGAAGAAGCGUCUAGGUGAGCAGCAGAGGGCGAGGAGCCGCGAGCGCCUGGACAGCAACAGCGAACGCUCGGACCGAGGCAGGGCCCCCCGCGGACCCCCUCCACUACCCAUGUCCCCGCCUUCCAACUACCCCGACCGUCGCUACGACGACAACUACCCAGCCCCUCACCCGCCUCCCUACAUUAGCGAUGACGAGAGCUUGACGUCCUCCAAGAAGAGCAACCUACGCAAGAAUGGAGCCGUGAGUCGGGAGAGCCUGGUGGUGUGAGACGUUCAGUAUCCCCCAGCGUAACUGAUCUGUCCCGUAGCACAAUUACUAGUCGUCUAUGUCAAUAGUACUAAUGUUGCAAACUUGAUACCGUGAUUUUAUUUUCAAUAUCUAAACUCAGAUAUCAAAAUUUGAUGCUGGAUAUUUAUGUACAAAUGACCUUAUUGGGGGUAAUUUAGUAAUUGUGUGCUUCAUAUUUACUGAAAACAUUGUCAGCCUUAUGUCCUCUCAAUUAUUUUUAAUGUACAGAAUAGCUCUAACUGAAGCACUAAGUGUAGUGUGUGGUUGAACAUACCAAGGCUUAAUUAAAGUAGCCUACACUGGAAUUGCAAUAGCCAAAGUAAACCAAAAAUGGUUUUCAUUCACUCUUUUUAACCAUUCAUUUUCACCUUACAGUCAUCUUACAGUCAAUGUGAGUAACCCGGAGCUUUAAGAUUGUAAAGCAAGUAUUAAUUUGAACUUUUAAUGAUUUACUGUGAGAAGUCAUGGAUUUUUAAAAUGAAAAUUAGAUCAUGCUGUACAUUUUAAAAUGGAAUAGAUUUUAUUAGGGCGGGAGGUAGCCUUGCGGUUAAGAGCGUUGGGCCACUAACCGAAAGGUCGCUGGUUCAAAUCGCCGAGCCAACUAAGUAAAAAAUCUGCCGAUGUGCCCUUGAGCAAGGCACUUAACCCUAAUUGCUCUGGAUAAGAGCCUCUACUAAAUGACUAAAAUCAAAUAAUAGCCAUGUUAUUUUUACAUUGUUUAUCAUCGUAUUUAGAGUUUUGGAUUAGUUUUAACUGUCUGUCCAGCAAUGAUAUUUGUCAUGAAUAAUGUCAGCCAUAGGCAGAUUAUAUUUGUUCAUUUUAAACAUUUUUUUUAUUAUUGCUAUGAAAAAUGUACUUACUGCAUUGUUGUACAGUCUACUUGUCAUACCCACUGUCCGUACUGUGUUGACUGAUUUACAACACGCGUAAAUUUACAAUAAAGCUUUUUCAAAAUG
This is a messenger RNA of Oncorhynchus tshawytscha (Chinook salmon), 4161 nucleotides long. RefSeq names its product lipolysis-stimulated lipoprotein receptor-like. Bases 674 to 3184 code for a protein of 836 amino acids. NCBI's taxonomy places the organism in Eukaryota, Metazoa, Chordata, Actinopteri, Salmoniformes, Salmonidae. Gene Ontology annotation, cellular component: tricellular tight junction; plasma membrane. Gene Ontology annotation, biological process: establishment of blood-brain barrier; tricellular tight junction assembly. The record is from RefSeq and is a predicted model, not a curated record. The transcript has 14 exons.